AUCUUAAGGUGAAGCUUCUGAAAUUUUCACUGUAUGCAAAAGUAACAUGCCGUACAAAUAGUAACAAAGAUGGAUAUAUAUAUAUAUGUAUAUAUAUAUGUGAAUAAAAGGCAGAACCUGUCAAAAGCUCUAAGGUUGGCUUUUAUCUUCCUAUUUUUCUCAAUAAAUGAGAUUACAUAUAGAUGACUUUUACUUGCAUCAUGAGAUAGCACAAGAUAUAUCAAUCACAUAUCUCUCUAAGACUGACAACAUCAUUCAAGUGCCUAUCCUUUGCACCUUCAAAAAUUUUCCAUGGUUCACAUAUUCAAUUCAUGUUACCGCUUGGCAACUUAGACUGAGCAGUUCCUUCAGUAUCAAGCCAGCUGCAAUAUACUACAGAACCUAAGAAGACUAAAGCAUAAAUGAUUGAAUUAGCUGAAGAUGAAUAUUUAAUGAAUUAAUUCUAUAUGAAACCUCAUGGCUGUCAUUAUGUUCAUGAUUUUCCAAAACCAACAGCAGCUUUCCUCCUCUUCCGUGUUUCUAUUUUUUCGGGGCUUGGAAGGCCAGUCUUCUGCUCAUACUUCUUUUCUAAUGCCUGUAGAUUAAAUCAGUGGAA
Rubroshorea leprosula is the source of this 595-nucleotide messenger RNA. The record is from the annotation of a GenBank genome assembly. Lineage: Eukaryota; Viridiplantae; Streptophyta; Magnoliopsida; Malvales; Dipterocarpaceae.